Molecule: messenger RNA, 787 nt
Organism: Salvia hispanica
Lineage: Eukaryota; Viridiplantae; Streptophyta; Magnoliopsida; Lamiales; Lamiaceae
Source: RefSeq, a predicted model, not a curated record
UGCUAUCAAUCGAAUUUGGGAAGAACACAAAUCUUCGCAACAAAAAAGUUCCAUGGGAAGCCGUUCAAGAAAAUCACGCCACCGUAAUUCCUCCCCGGAGCUGUCGACCUCCUCCGCCGAUACUUCAUCCUCAUCCGCCGCAUCGUCUUCCGAGGAUGAGCUCGAUUCUUCGUCGAAAUCACGGAAACGACGUCGUGGCAAGGACCGUCACCGAGAGGAGAAGCGGAGGAGUAAGAAAUCGCGAAGAGAUGAGGAGAAGAGUAAGAAGAGGAAAAAACACAGCAGGAGAGAUAGAGAGAGGCAUAAACGAAGGGAUAGGAGAAAGCGGAGGUAUGAUUCGGAGGAUGAGAGCGGCUCCGAGUCGGAUUCCGAGCUGGAAAGUCCGGAGAGCGUUGUUAGGUUUAUACUAAAGGAAUUUCCUGGCGUUGCUGGGGAUUUGGAGCAGCUUUUGCGAAUGAUUGACGAAGGACAAGCCGUUGAUAUAAGGGGAUUAUCAGAAAAGUCAUUGGUCAAGCAUCUUCGGAGGCUGUUCAUCUCCUUAAACCUCAAAGAAAAUGGUGAUAAAGUUUUUCUACUGCCAGAUAAGGCGAGCCCUACGCUAGAUAUUGUUGGUCCAGUUAUCCUAUCUUAUAAUCAACCUCAUAAAGUGGAUGAACAUCUAGAGUCACAUAAAGAGGCAAAAUCAGUGCCACCAGUACCAGAAAUGGAGCCUGUGACUAACAAUGUGGAUGAUAAGAAGGAAGAUCAUGUUGGGCCAAGAAGGAGCUUAACAUUUAUUGAUUGGUGA